Molecule: messenger RNA, 1548 nt
Organism: Toxoplasma gondii ME49
Lineage: Eukaryota; Apicomplexa; Conoidasida; Eucoccidiorida; Sarcocystidae
Product: AGC kinase
Exons: 8
Coding region: 1-1548 (515 amino acids)
Biological process (GO): peptidyl-serine phosphorylation; intracellular signal transduction
Molecular function (GO): ATP binding; protein serine/threonine kinase activity
Source: RefSeq, a predicted model, not a curated record
AUGAAGGCAGGCUUCCUCGAGUCCUCUUCGUCUCGCCAGUCGCGACUCUCGGUCGCGAAGGCUCCUCCUCGUCUCAAAGAUGAUGGAAAGUUCUCCUUCGACCAUUUUUCCCUGGACCGCUUCCUGGGCCGCGGAAACUUCUGCGAAGUUUUCGAGGCGACGCUCGUCAGCGAUCCAGCGGGGCCGGCGUACGCGCUUAAGGUUUUCGACCGAAAACAAGUGAUGAGACUCCACAAGAUCCAGGACGUCCUCAUGGAGCGCCACUGCAUGCUGCGACUGAACGACCCCGGGCACCCUAACGUCAUAAAAAUGGUCGCAACCUUCAAAGACGAAUUUCGAGUCUGCAUCGUCUACGAACUCGCCGAAAACGGGGAACUCUGGGAGCAGCUCAUGCACGGCGGCGUUCUGACAGAAGACCUCGCUGCUCGAUACAUCCUUCAACUCUGCUCCGCGGUCGAGUAUAUCCACUCCAAAGGAAUUAUCCACCGAGACAUUAAGGCGGAGAACAUCGUCGUCAUGCGCGACGGAAACUUGAAGCUCAUCGACUUCGGAACUGCAGUAGACACGGAGCACCCUGAGGUCCAGGCGCCGGUCCUAGGCUCACCGUCCCCCCUUGCGGCCGCAGGAUGCGGCAGAAAAGUGCCUGCCCGCGUCUCGUUCGCGCACCACAUCGGCACCCCACAGUUCAUGCCUCCUGAGGCGAUUCAAAACAAAGACAUCGGGAAAAUGAGAGAUCUAUGGAGUCUCGGAUGCACCAUCUACCAGAUUCUUGCCGGCAACCCACCGUUCGACGCAUCCACGAAUUACUUCGUUUUUCUCAAGGUGCAGGCGCGCAACCUCCACUUCCCGCCGCACUUUCCGCCGGGUGCGCGGGCGCUGGUGGAGGAGCUGCUGGCGGCGGAUCCUGCUUGUCGCCUGGGUCGCGAAAAGGGGAUCGCCGAGGUGUUGAAUCACCCGUACCUUCAGUCUCUCCGGACCAAGUUCGCUCCUUCCCUGGCGAGGAGUCUCGCCCCCGUGCCUCUGCUCCAAGACCUCUGUUUCCGCGCUCUUCUGCAUGCGUUUUUUCUGAACGUGGUCAAGGCGGAAGAGCAGCAGGAGGAGCGCGAGCGCGAGCGCGUGAGAGAAGAAGCUGUCCACGCACAGCGCCUGCCCUCUGUCGAGGAAGAAGACGAAGACGGAGUUCUCCUGCCAGGGAAGGAAGGAAGCGCCGAGACUGACGCCGCAGCAGAGAAACGCGAGAAGAAGGAGCCAGGAGAGAGGCGAAGUGCAACGAAGCAGCGGUACACGCAGUUCAUCGACAAGCUUAUUCCAGAAGCACUCAAGAAAGAAGCACAAAGCUCCGACCAUCCUUUCGUCAGAGUGCUCUUGGACCGACUGCAAGACGCUGCGAAUGAGAAAGAGAAGACGCAAAACUGGCAAGACGCUCUCGCUGACCAGUGGCUGAAGGAAAGCGAAAGAAGACAAGUCAGCGCGGACGCGAGUGAACGAGAGGAAGACGCCGAGAAUGAAGAAAGAAGUGCAGGAGAGGGGGAGAAAGAAGAGAACUGA